This is a messenger RNA of Mesorhabditis spiculigera, 693 nucleotides long. NCBI's taxonomy places the organism in Eukaryota, Metazoa, Nematoda, Chromadorea, Rhabditida, Rhabditidae. The record is from the annotation of a GenBank genome assembly.
AUGCUGGUCAAAAUUUGUUUACUAGCCGUCCUUCUCGAACUCAUCGCCGCCGACUGCGAUGCUCUUACCCAAGCAGCUAUUGUCCAAUGUUACACGCCCUAUCUACAAUACUACGGACUAGCUCCGAGCAACGGAAUUCUGCCCGGUUACCUCGGAGUCGCUGGCGCCAUCGAAACUAAACUCGACCAACUAGGACAGAAGGCCGCCCAGGAUUUAUGCGAUCAUACCACCGUCCUCGGCUCGUGCUUGAACGCGACGAUGCCCAACUCCUUUGAUGUGGAUUGCUACAACCAUAUUGUCAUCGGAAAUAACAGGUCCGAGUCGUCGCUUUAUAUCGAGGAGCAAGCGAUCCAUGACUAUGAAUGUGGAGCCGGGCUUCAGGUUUACCUUGCCGAAUUUUACUGUGUACGCGCAGCCCGAAACAACAAUCAGCCUGCCAUCCAGCAAUGUGACACCAAUCUCAACGACGAUCUGGCGAAUGGCAUCGAGUUCUGCAAAGCUUACGACAAGUACAUCUCGUGCAAUUCGGCCAUCUACUCCAAGGCGUGCGACUACAAUGCGGGUGUGCUGAUGUGCAACAUUUUCCAGCAUGGAAUGGACAGCGUCGUCGGCUACUGCGACCAGGGCGACAAGCUGACAGCUUGCGGGAAUUAUCGAUUGAAUCCAAAAAUCUUUGUCGGAAUUGGGAAGCCA